UUGCGUUCGUGUGUUUCACGGUCGCGCACACACAAUUCGCGCUUAAAAGCUCUUAGUGAGAGCGCGUUCGCGCUCGCUUGCACCCCCCACACACCGUUCGGUUAGCCCGUUCACACACAUACAACUAAAGUGCGGCUUCUCGGAUUCGCAAUGAAAAGCGCGUCUGUGUUCGCAUUGGUUCUUCGGAGAGCGUAGAAAAGCUGUUGUUAAGCUUAAGCAGAAAAGGUGUCAACGUCAACGCAAACAAGCGCAAAGUGUAUGGGCUGUGCUCCCGGUUAACGCUGAUCCGAGCGAGUGCAUGUGAUUUUUAAUAGAAUGUGCUAUUUAAUUUUGACAGUAAACUGUUAAUUGUUAACAAAAAUCUCAGUGUGCAUAUGCCUCUCUGGUUGUUGUUGUUGCACAACAAAAGGCCAAUAACAACAAAAACAACAUAAUAAUAACAAGAGCAAAUCGUAAAUCAAACAUCAACAAUAACAACAACUACAACAAAAAAAAAACAGAAAACGCCAUAUAAAAAAAUAGAAAUAAACAUUUCAAAUUAACGCUAACUCUUUAUCAUGGAUAUGAACAUAAAGGCGUCUAAACGCGCCGAAAUUGAACAGUUUUUAUUAGAUGUGCGUGCGCACUUUCGAGCCUCGCUGGAGACAUCCGAGUAUGAGAACACUUCGAAUCUGUUUCAUGUCACGGCCUCGGAACAAACACAGGAGCUGCUGGACAGAUGCGAGCAACUGCUCUCGGGUUAUGGAGCAGACGAGCAGGCGGCAACAAAUGCUGCUCAAGUGCCAACGACGGUCAUUAAAUCGAAUGGCCACGAUGCGGAUGGCAAAGUGGGCGCCGAGACCGGUUGCUAUCUCGAAAUGUUGUCCACCAGCUCCACCGCCUCCUCCUCCUUAGUAGCGGCAGCACCAGCCAAAGCCACAACAUCUUCCUCAUCGAGGAACUCACUCUCCGCCUCGCGCGAGUACAUCGAUCUGAGCAGCAAUCCCUCGCUCAACAGUGAUAAGACCUUUCGCUGCUCCAGCAUACAGGCGCUGGCUGCCGAUGAGCUCCAGCCACAACAGGACCAGCAGCUCUACGACAUCUGCCAGCAUCAGGGCGAAGAGGAGGCCGAAGCGGAGACACAACAGGUCUUUGCCCACGAGCUGUUCAUCAAUUGCCCCUAUGCCGAUCUGCCCGCCGGCCACUUGGCACUGCAGCGAUCCACCAAAUACGGCCAAUUGCAGCGGAUCGAGAAGCGACUGUUCUUCGACCAGAGCAAGAAGUAUUACUGUGGCAUACUGAACGAUUGGAUGUUGUGCUAUGCAGAUGGUCCGACCGCCUGUCGGCCCAGCAGCAGCCUCUACCUAAAGAGCUCGGCGAUUGAGAUCGAGCACUUCGGUGAGGGCAAGCGGCGUGAGAUUUGCUUUCAAAUCACAACCGCCGAUCCGAGCAAGAAGUUUGUGUAUCAGGCAAACAACGAGGUCGAUGCCAAAGAGUGGAUCCAUGCCAUUGAGGCGGCCAUACGUGGCGAUGCCAUUGCCCAAGCAUCGCUUAAAAUGCUACGCAAACUGCCUACGCCGCCGACGAUGAAGAAGCUUAGCUAUUCCCCUCCAGCAGCGGCGAUAGCAGCAACAGCAACAGCUGCAGUCACAUCGCCAACCGACAGCAUUUAUGAGGAGCCAUCGCCGUUGUACAACUUUGGCGAUGCUUCGACGCCGCCGCGGCUGCCGGAAAAAUGCAACAGUCCGAGUGCAUUGGCCAAACGUUUCGAAUACGAUAUACCAAAGUGUCCACCACAGCCGCUAGUUGUGGCGAAUGAAUCGACUGGCGGUGCCGAAGUGGAGACCACCGAGCUGCUCAAUGGCGGCGAACUGAAACCGUUGCCCAUACCAUCGAGUCUGCACGGCAGUUUGGCUCUGGACUUUCAGGCCAAGGUGAAGACGGUGCACAGUGAGUUGUCUAGUCAACUGACCAGUCCGGAGCGCCUCAAGAAGGCGGUGAAGAAGAGCUACUCCAGCGGCAACAGUGACACCGAAAUGCUAUCGCUAACGAAUCCAAAUCCCCAAACGAAUCUCACCCCAAAGGAGCAGAAGAAACAACGCAAAUCGCAAAGCCCUCAAGCGAGUCCGCAGAAAACGCCCGCAAAGGAAUCCGAUAAGGCGGCUAAAAAUUGGUUUCUCAGUCGCCUCAAUAAGUCCGCCACCGGUCUGAGCACACGCUCCUCCAACUCCAGCAGUAGUGUCAGCAGUAAUACAACCAGCACGCCACCAAAUGCCAAGUGCAAACAGAGCGAAAAGGAGAAUCUGCUCAAUAGCCUCGAUCUCUGCGAUGGCAAUUAUGAUGGGGCGCCCAACGAUCAGCAGCCGAGCAGCAAUCCCACAUCCCCAUGUUUGAAGGCCGAAGCCAAGAGCAAGGUGAACAUGAUCAUCAAUCAGUUCGAGAGCAGUGGACAUCUGUCGACUAUGUUCAGCGUGGAGGCAUUGGCGGCCAAUGCGUUGGCCUCGCUCACCUCCUUCUGCGAAAGCGACAACUGCAACAACUACGAGCCAAUUAUGCCGCUCUCCUCGCCGCCCAGCAGCUUUCUCAAGAAGGUGUAG
Molecule: messenger RNA, 2576 nt
Organism: Drosophila nasuta
Lineage: Eukaryota; Metazoa; Arthropoda; Insecta; Diptera; Drosophilidae
Gene: blow
Product: PH domain-containing protein blown fuse
Exons: 4
Coding region: 558-2576 (672 amino acids)
Source: RefSeq, a predicted model, not a curated record